AAAUGGCGGUUAGCAGUUGAUGGGGUCUCUUUUUGACAUUCAAUCAUUUCCCGAGCGUGUUACGCUUAAUUGCGGACGUUCGGCGGGGCGCACAAUCAGUGUGAGCGUGUAGGCGGCGGCCACCCGAGUGCGGAGAUAGCGUCGCAAUGGACGACGCGGCGGGAAUGCCAUCGCUGCAAGCAGUCGUCCAAGCCAUCCACGCGCUCUACAGACAGCCCGACACCACGGGCAAGGAGAAAGCAUCGGUCUGGCUGGGCGAACUGCAGAGAUCCGUGAGUUUUGUCUGUGCCUGGAGGAUCGCAGAUGAGCUCCUGCAGCAGAAUGUGGACCUCGAGUCCUGCUACUUCGCGGCUCAGACCAUGCGAACAAAGAUCCAGUACGUGUUCCACGAACUGCCUCCCGAAUCCCACGCGUCUCUGCGAGACUCACUCAUGGAGCACUUGGCAAAGGUCAGCAAGGACACAGCGCCCGUUAUUGUUACACAGUUGUCUCUUGCCAUGGCUGAUCUUGCCCUGCAGAUGGCGUCGUGGAAGUCCUUUGUUGUUGACUUAAUAUCAAGGUUUGGCUGCAGCCUGACCCACAUUCCCGUUCUUCUUGAAGUGCUGACUGUGCUUCCCGAAGAGCUCAACAGUAGGUCACUCCGGCUUGGUGCCAACCGGCGCAAUGAGAUCAUUGAACUCUUCAAUCAAGUUUCAGGGCAGGUGGUACAACUGCUGGAUGCUUGCCUGCAGCCGGCGCAGAAUCCCGACGAGCGAGUGCGUGCCCGUGUGUUCCGCUGUCUGGGAAGCUGGUUCUCGGUGGGCGGCCUGCGGCUAGAUGACCCCACAUUGCACAAGCUUCUUGCUAGCGUGUUUGAGGCCCUGAAGAGUCCGAGUUCAUCCUCAAGUGUGCACGAGACGGCGACCGACUGCAUCUGCAAUGCUCUCAUGCUCCUCGGGCAACACUCGUCUCAGACCCAAGUCUUGGCCCAAGUCUUGGUACAGGGUGUGUACUCCCUCGUCGAGCCCUACCACUUGUCGGUAGCUCACGAAGACCUCGACAGAUCGGUGAACUACUGCCGCAUCUUCACCGAGCUGGCCGAAUCUCUGCUCGACGACAUGAUCCAACAUCCGGGACAGGGCCUGGGCGAUCCACGUUGCUUGGACUUGCUGCUGACCUGCGUUGGACACUACGACUAUGAAGUGGCCGAGAUCACCUUCAACCUCUGGUACCGGCUCUCGGAGGCACUCUACAAGGAGAGUAAUGACAACCUCAACGCCUUCUUCGGCCGAUACAUCCAGAUGCUGCUCGUUGCCCUCUGCCGACACUGCCAGUUGGACCCAGACAAGGAAGGGGUGCCCUCCGACAAGGACGACUUUGGCGACUUCCGGAACCGCGUUGCAGAGCUCAUCAAGGAUGUGGUCUAUCUCGUGGGAUCUGCCAACUGCUUUCACCAGAUGUUCGAGAACCUCAAAAACCAGGGUGCUUCGGCCACAUGGGAUGUCACCGAGGCCACCCUCUUCGCCAUGGCUGCCGUGGCAAAAAACAUUGUGCCGGAGGAGAACGACACAGUCCCCGAGGUGGUGGAAGCCAUCUUGAAGCUGCCUGCCGAGUCGCACACGGCCGUGCGACACACCAGCAUCCAGCUCCUGGGUGAACUGUGCGAGUGGAUUGACAAGCACCCACAGUACCUUGAUCCAGUGCUGACGUUCCUGCUGCAGGCUCUGCAGACGCCGAGCCUGGCCAGCGUGGCAGCAGCCUCCCUGCAGAACGUGUGCGCCACGUGCCGCACACAGAUGGUGGCACACUUCCCCGCACUGCUGCACAUCGUCAGCGCUGUGGACACCUUGAGCGUCUCAACCAGCGCCGCUCUCGGGCUGCUCAAAGGUGCGGUCUUGGUUCUGGCCAAGAUGAGCCCCGAGCAGAUCACGGAUGGCAUGCGGCAACUGUGUAGGCUCCAGACGGAACGAUUAACACGGGUCAUAAACGCUGAAGAGACAAAUGCCGAGGGGAGCCGGUCCGAGCCGAUCAUCUACCUAGACCGGCUGGCCGCUAUCUUCAGGAAUACCAAUGUGAACAUCCCAUUGGGCCAGCCCCACCCGUGCCAGCCAGUGGUGGAGGAGGUGUGGCCGGUGCUGUCCCAGGCAUGCCACCGGUACCAGGCCGACGAGAAGAUCACUGAGCAGUGCUGCCGGUGCAUCCGGUUUGCAGUGCGCUGCAUUGGCCGGCAUUCGCACUCCCUGCUGCAACCACUCGUCACACAGAUGGUGCAGCUGUACCAAGUGCACCAGCACUCCUGUUUCCUCUACCUGGGAAGCAUUCUGGUGGACGAGUACGGCUCAGAGUCGGGAUGUGUUCAAGGCCUCAUCGAAAUGCUACAGGCAUUCUGCGGGCCUGCCUUCAGGCUGUUGGCCAAUGCUGAUGCCCUGCGCAACCACCCUGACACAGUCGAUGACUUGUUCAGGCUAUGCACAAGGUACAUCCAGAGGAUGCCCGUGGUGUUCCUGAAGAACCCCGCCCUGUCAGGGAUAAUCCAGUGUGCCCUUGCCGCCUGUCCGCUGGACCACCGGGAAGCCAACACGUCGGUGAUGAAGUUCCUCUGCGACCUCAUUCACUGUGGACGGUCCAAGAAGGAAACGCCGGACUUUGCGGAGCGGCAGUCGCUUGUCGGAGCCUUGCUGGCAAGCCAGGGCCAGACGAUUGUGACCACCCUGAUCCAGUCGUCCAUCUUCUGCCUGCCCACUGCACUGCUGCCCGACGUGGCGGAGGUGCUCUAUGAGAUGAUCGAGUUUGACCGGCAGGCCCUGACAACAUGGCUGGAAAAUGCUCUGAAGCUUCUGCCAACGCACAGUAGUGGUGGAGCAGUCACAGCCACACCAGCACAGCUGGAGGAGUUCCUGUCCACUGUUACUAGCGCGGAGCACAUGAGGAGCAUCUCAACAUCACUACGGGACUUCUCUAGGCUGUACCGAUGAGCUAUUUGUGAAACAGACAAAAAAAAAAGUGUCUCACAGGACUUUUCUUACAGUCGUGGUGGAGUUGUUUAAUCAUUUCUUUUGUCCAUUACACCUCUCCUCAUGCGGUGUGACGACUUGUCGCAGCAUCUGUGAACUGCCUCGUCCGGCGUUGUCUUGUGGACGUCGUAAUGUUCUGGAGAAGAAGAACAGAUAACUAUGCUACCUGGGAAGUAUUGUAUGCAUUUUUUUUUUCGUUAUCUUCAUCUGUUUCAAACCGAGCUGUUUGUCAGAAGACUCAAGUGUGUGAACGCUGUCCCCGUUCCCAAGUGACCCGUAUGGACGUACGAUCCGUUUGUUCUCCAGUUGGCUACGGCUCGGACUCGUUCGUACUUUCCUCUGACUUAUAGGUGGUGUCUUAUUUGUAUAAUUGACCUUGGCUACAGCUUGCAUUUGGCUUGGAUUUGUUUCACCUUAGAUAUGAAGCCCUCGGCUUGAAAGAGGCCGUGUUCUUGAAGCUCAUCGCGUGUGCCUCCUUGCAUGCCAAACACUAAGUCAUUACUUGUUUUUUUUUUUUCUCACUAUUAUUUAAUCGUUAAAGUUUCAGGACAGAUCACGUUAAUGACAUUGAAUGCUCAAAGCACUGCUCCUUUUUUUAUACCUGUUGCAAGUGUGCGAGAGACUUUCCCACGAGGUUGUGUUGUGUACAUAAAUGCCUCAAAUUAUGUUUUGUUAAUCCAACCAUAAAGCUUCACAGUGUAAUAGCUAUCCUUAGUUUCCUAGGACACUAAUUGCUAGUGUCGCAUGUUUAACGGGGAAAGGUGUGACUAAUUAUUUUGCCUUGGGCUUUUCCAAGUUGCGGCUUUAAUGACGGAAGGGGAUCGAUAUUUUUCUUUCAGAGUUGCUAGAAGGUUGCGCGAUGCAGAAUCAUUUUUGUAGAUGUUUUUUGUCGCCGCAGGUCGUUAAAGCUGUUGGGCACUGUUGUUGAAUUGCCUGGCUCAUUGAGCACUGGGUGCUUUUUGUGGUCAUGGCGUUGAGAGCCGCACGGAAAGUUGGCGACGAACCUCGUUUUGGUGUGGUAAUUUAAAUACGUAUUUGCAUGUUGCCGAUAUAUAUUGCGAUGUUACGCUUACGAUCGCCAUGCCGGUAUACUGCCGGCAUCAGGCUUGACUCGAAAAAGCGAUGGCCGCCAGUUCCAAGACUGCCGUCUGGUGUCAACAUUCUAGAAUCGGUCAAAAGUGGUCUUAAUCACCGGGGCAAAAUUCAGCGAGAAGAGAUUCCACGUUCGCUGUUGAGUGGUGUCGCAAGGAGGUACUAGAAUGGACGCAGCAGCUGUGGUCUCCCCGAGUCGCAUGGUGGCGUAUUCCGGUUAGGCCUAAUGGUUGCGGUGCGUACAGAAAUGCAGGAUGUGUGGCGAACUUGACAGGUUGUUCUUUUUUUUGCUUUUUAACUUGAAAGUUAUGAAGCAAGGAGCAUGCUGUGAUGGAUCUAAGACCAUAUUUCCUGAAGCAUGCGUGUGUUCAAAUCUCUAUGCACUUGUUGGAAGAACAAGUUUCGGCGGGUAUUGGUGUGUGCUUAACGUUUUCGUGCUGUGCAUAGUUGAUCGGCUGGUUAGCACAGAAUGUAAUGAGAAUGCUCGUGCUUCGCUUGUGCCUCUGCUCGAUGGUGGCAGUUUAUCCUUCUUGGAGGUGCUCACCAGUGGUCGCCUAGCGAGUCCUUCGCCUGGACAGAUUUUCGGGAUGAUCGAGGGCUUGUGGGGACAGAUCUGUUGAUGCAAAAGCACUGAGCUGUUUUGGAGAGAAAUAGUUUACGAGCAGUGCCGGGUGCUUCACCGCAUUCAGCCUGACGGUCGGCCAUUUCGAAGUGUCCGAACUGUUUACUUGGGUUGCGGCUGUUGCCAGGCUUUAACCUCCAGAAAAUAAGGGCUACCUGCACGUUGCAUGCAAGGCGUUUUCAACUGCAGUGGCUGAGUGAUGAGUAUGACGCACUUGUAGCGCAUAACACUGAUGUAAAUGUAUUUGUGCCCUUCAAAUGCAAAAGUUAAAAAAGAUUUGUGGACCCUGUAGGGGUGGGUGUGGACAAUCUGAGGCGUGCGUGCUUGUUUAGAGCUGUUGAAGGGUGCAUCCUUAUGGGGCCAAGUUCAGAGCGGUGGCCUGAUGAGUGGCAGUUGCCUGUUGAGUGCUUGUUUUAGCAAGUGCUUUUCUUGGUUGAGAAGUUGCUUCCUAAUGCAGCGCAUGCAAGCUGCGUCAUAUCGGUUGUCUGUAGAACUGCCUAGGGGGAUUUUACUACCAAGGAGUCUUUUAUGCCUACUUACUAGCAACCUAUUGACUUUGUAUAACGUGAUAAACGCGGUGCCCUGUCUAACGACGCGUUAGACCUUAGAGAUGUAGAAAUGUCCUUGUUAGGAGUGAGUUCAUUUGUCGGAAAGCAAUUUUUCAAGGCAUAUGCAUUUGACGUGUGGCCGUUCUGUGCUAUAAAAAGUAGCCUAACCAUUCAGUCUGCAAUAAGAUCAUUCUGGAAUGGAGGGAAGGUUGUCUGUAUGUUCUAGGAACUUGUGUAGCGUGCAUUUCUUCAAAAUGCUGGUGCUCCCUUAACUAAGAAAAAAAGUUUGCCCUAACCUCGCUUCUGGCGCCAAGGAUUGGGCUUUAUGAUGUGCAUAUUUUCGUAAAGUAUUUCAAGGUAUUCUAUUUUGUAGUACAGAGUAUAGGUAAUUUUGGGAGCCAUGCCUGUGGGGCUAAAGAGAU
This is a messenger RNA of Rhipicephalus sanguineus (brown dog tick), 5677 nucleotides long. It is a transcript of the gene Tnpo-SR, whose product is annotated as transportin-3. Bases 147 to 2954 code for a protein of 935 amino acids. NCBI's taxonomy places the organism in Eukaryota, Metazoa, Arthropoda, Arachnida, Ixodida, Ixodidae. Gene Ontology annotation, biological process: protein import into nucleus. The transcript is spliced from 25 exons. The record is from RefSeq and is a predicted model, not a curated record. Gene Ontology annotation, molecular function: small GTPase binding. Gene Ontology annotation, cellular component: nuclear membrane; cytoplasm.